AUGACGAGUGGUAUGACUGCUGGCGAGCCCCUCUCCAAUGGGGUCAAUCCUGGUGACAGCAAGAAGAAGGUCGCCUACUUCUACGACUCCGACGUGGGUAACUAUGCUUAUGUCUCCGGCCACCCCAUGAAGCCGCAUCGCAUUCGCAUGACCCACAGUCUGGUCAUGAACUAUGGCCUCUACAAGAAGAUGGAGAUUUAUCGCGCGAAACCAGCCUCAAAAUACGAAAUGACACAAUUCCACACCGACGAAUAUAUCGACUUCCUGUCCAAGGUGACUCCCGAUAACAUGGACCAUUUCUCUAAAGAGCAAAGCCGAUACAACGUGGGUGACGACUGCCCGGUAUUCGAUGGUCUAUUUGAAUUCUGCGGAAUCAGUGCCGGUGGUAGUAUGGAGGGCGCAGCGCGCUUGAACCGUAACAAAUGCGACGUCGCUGUCAACUGGGCUGGUGGUCUGCAUCACGCGAAGAAGAGCGAAGCUAGUGGCUUUUGCUACGUGAACGAUAUUGUUCUCGGAAUUCUUGAGCUUCUGCGAUUCAAGCAAAGGGUGCUUUACGUCGAUAUUGACGUUCAUCACGGUGAUGGUGUUGAGGAGGCCUUUUACACAACCGAUCGCGUCAUGACCGUCUCCUUCCACAAGUACGGCGAAUACUUUCCCGGUACUGGUGAAUUGCGCGAUAUCGGUGUCGGCUCCGGCAAGUACUAUGCCGUCAAUUUUCCCCUGCGCGAUGGUAUCAACGAUGUCUCCUACAAGAGUAUCUUCGAGCCGGUGAUCAAGAGCGUCAUGGAAUGGUACCGCCCAGAAGCCGUGGUCCUGCAGUGUGGUGGUGACAGUCUGUCUGGUGAUCGUUUGGGUUGUUUCAAUCUGAGUAUGCGCGGCCACGCCAACUGCGUCAACUUCAUUAAGAGCUUUGAUCUGCCCACCCUGAUCCUCGGUGGCGGUGGUUACACCAUGCGCAAUGUCGCCCGUACUUGGGCCUACGAAACCGGUAUUCUCGUCGGUGAUAAUCUGGAUUCUGAACUUCCUUACAAUGACUAUUACGAGUAUUUCGCUCCGGACUAUGAGCUUGAUGUCCGUCCUUCAAACAUGGACAAUGCGAACACAAAAGAUUACUUGGACAAGAUUCGUAGCCAAGUUGUCGAGAACCUCAAACGCACAUCAUUUGCCCCCUCGGUCCAGAUGACUGACGUACCACGCAAUCCGCUCUUGGACGGCAUGGAUGACGACGCUGACGAUGUUCUUGAUGAUCUCGACGAAGAUGAGAACAAAGAUAAGCGAUUUACUCAACGUCGCUUCGAUCAAUACGUGGAGAAGCCUGGAGAGCUCAGCGAGAGCGAGGACGAGGAAGAAGCCGCUGCCAAUGGUGUGCGUCGUCAGCCGGGUGCUAUGCGCCGCCGCAACAUCACUAACUACCGAAAUCUUGACCCUGGGGACUCUGGUUUGGAUAGCGGCAUGGCAACCCCGCUAGAGGCUUCAUCUGUCGGCGACGGUGAUAUUGAUAGCGCUUUGGAUACAAAGAUGACCGAUGCCCCCCGAACGGACCCCGAUGUGUCUGCUGCUGGUGCGACCUCGCAAGGCCAGGACACCCCUGUCACUGAUACUGAUCGAAUGGUUGUGGAGGGUGAGAGCAAUGGUGUCUCUGCUGCAGUUUCUCAGCAACCCUCGCCCUUGGCACACGAUGAAGACACUGCUAUGGAAGAUGCUGCCCCCACGUCUGCUCCAGAACAGUCUGAGCGUACGAAUGAGGCACAGGAAAAGAAGCCUGAAAUUUUGCCUGUUACGGAUGACGCAUACAAGGCCCCUCUGUCCCCUCUUCGCGCUCAAUCCCCUCCAAAGGAGUCAUCUGCAUCUGCAGAGAAUGGACCUGAAGCCUCAGCUCAGGAGGCUGCCUCCGCUGCUGACUUGGAGGUGGCUAAGGCUGCCACGACUGAAUAUGUCGAACCCAAGAAGGAGGAUUAA
This is a messenger RNA of Penicillium maclennaniae, 1959 nucleotides long. It is a transcript of the gene rpdA, whose product is annotated as histone deacetylase RPD3. Lineage: Eukaryota; Fungi; Ascomycota; Eurotiomycetes; Eurotiales; Aspergillaceae. Gene Ontology annotation, molecular function: histone deacetylase activity. The transcript has 4 exons. Bases 1 to 1959 code for a protein of 652 amino acids. The record is from RefSeq and is a predicted model, not a curated record.